Beta vulgaris subsp. vulgaris (sugar beet) is the source of this 795-nucleotide messenger RNA. RefSeq lists its product as uncharacterized. Gene Ontology annotation, molecular function: catalytic activity. Bases 1 to 795 code for a protein of 264 amino acids. The record is from RefSeq and is a predicted model, not a curated record. Lineage: Eukaryota; Viridiplantae; Streptophyta; Magnoliopsida; Caryophyllales; Amaranthaceae. The transcript has a single exon.
AUGUUGGUAUUAUUAUGGAAUGUGAGGGGAAUUAGUAGGCCAUCCUUUGUUUCUAACUUUCGACUGCUUAUGCAUCAUCAUACACCUUCUCCCGUGGUGCUAGUGGAGACGUGGGUCUCUAGGGAGAGGACCGCGGUUAUUCUUCAGGGUUUGGGGAUGGACUCUUGGUUUCUUUUGGAUCCUGUGGGCUUUGCCGGAGGCAUCCUCCUCCUUUGGAACUCGCAUGUUAUAGAUUUCCAAAAGAUCAGGGAAGGUGCUCAAGGAGUGCAUGGGGUGUUGGAGGUACGUGCUAUGAAAACAUCCUUCAUUUCUUCUGCUAUAUAUGCCAGCCUUGAAUUUUGCAUGCGUAAAAAUUUAUGGAAUGAACUUAUGUCCUUCUCCCAAAAUGUUAACAGACCUUGGCUAGUAUUGGGAGACUUUAAUGCAGUUACUAAUAAAAAUGAGAAGCUUGGUGGCCGAAAUAUCUCGUAUCAUAGAACUAAUAUGUUUGUUAAUACUAUGAAUAACUAUAACUUGCUUGAUAUUGGAUAUAAUGAACCUAAGUAUACUUGGACAAAUAAUCGUAGCAAUAACCCGAUUUAUGAAAAGCUUGACAGGGGUUGGGCUAAUGGUGAUUGGAUUAAUGCGUUCCCGGUCUAUAACCUAUGGCACCUCCCUCGUGUCACCUCCGACCAUUGCCCUAUCUUACUGAACUUAGAAAAUCAUCGUCCAAUGGAUGGGCCGAAACCUUUUGGGUUUGAGCCAAUGUGGACUCUAGAUAGCAGAUUCUUAGAUGUAGUUAGGCAAGCCUGGUAG